This is a messenger RNA of Salarias fasciatus (jewelled blenny), 1339 nucleotides long. It is a transcript of the gene rnf113a, whose product is annotated as ring finger protein 113A. The transcript has 10 exons. The record is from RefSeq and is a predicted model, not a curated record. NCBI's taxonomy places the organism in Eukaryota, Metazoa, Chordata, Actinopteri, Blenniiformes, Blenniidae. Gene Ontology annotation, biological process: snoRNA splicing. Gene Ontology annotation, molecular function: metal ion binding. The coding region runs from base 61 to 1020 and encodes 319 amino acids. Gene Ontology annotation, cellular component: U2-type spliceosomal complex.
GUUUCCUCCGGGACAGCAGGCGGCGCUGCGGCUGCACUCGUCACUAACACAGGAGCCAAGAUGGCGGAGUCAGAGGAGAAGAAAACUGCAGCCUGCACUUUUCUUUUUAAAAAAUCCACCAAAAAAUUCUGUGGACGUAAAAGAAAAGCCAGCGACAGCGAAGAUGGAAGCAGUGGAGAAGACCAGAGCUCCGUGGUCCGCAGAGAAAAGAAAGAAACUCGAGUGAAUCCCAUGAUUCAGAAGACGAAAAAGGUGGAGAGAGAUGUGGUGUCCAGUGACAGCGAAGACGAGAAAGACAAGAAGAUCACAGUCUCCUACAAAUCCACUCGGUCAGCGAAAUCUGAGGGACCGGAGGACAUGGGUGCGACUGCGACGUAUGAGCUGGACACAGAGAGAGACAAAGACGCUCAGGCCAUCUUUGAGAGGAGCCAGAAAAUCCAAGAGGAGCUGACGGGUAAAGAAGAUGAUAAAAUCUACCGCGGCAUCAACAACUACCAGAAAUUCAUCAAGCCGAAAGACACCACCAUGGGAAACGCCUCCUCCGGCAUGGUCAGGAAAGGACCAAUCCGAGCCCCCGAAAACCUGCGAGCCACGGUCCGGUGGGACUACCAGCCCGACAUCUGCAAAGACUACAAGGAGACGGGCUUCUGCGGGUUUGGAGACAGUUGCAAGUUCCUUCACGACAGAUCGGAUUACAAACACGGCUGGCAGAUCGAGCGGGAGCUGGACGAAGGCCGAUACGGCGCCAAUGAUGAAGAGAACUACGAGGUGAGCAGCGACGAGGAGGACAUUCCCUUCAAGUGCUUCAUCUGUCGGGACUCCUACAAGAACCCCAUCGUGACAAAGUGCAAACAUUAUUUCUGCGAGACCUGCGCUCUUCAGCAUUACCGCAAAUCCAAACGCUGCUACGUGUGCAACACUCAGACCAACGGUGUCUUCAACCCGGCGAAAGAUCUGAUGGCGAAGAUAGAGAAACACAACGCAGCGACAGACCAGCCGCCGUCAGACGAAGACGAUUAGGGGUGGAGCUCGCUGCCACGGCAGGGCUUUGUUCAGCAUUUUAAGACAUGACGUGAUGUCCAAGAAGAAAGGGUUCAAACAAGAAUAAAGUCAAAAUGUUUUGUACAUUUACAUUCACCUGGUUAAUUUUGAAUUCUCAUUGUUUUACUUUAUCCAGUGUUGUUUAUUUUCUAAAUGUUUUCCUUCACAUUUUGACUUUGUUCUCUUGGAUCAUAAGAUGCUUCUGAAAACCCUCCUCGCAUCGUUUCCUCAGUACACCGUAGUGCUCUCUCUCCGUUUGUCUGUGUAACUUUGGAAUAAACUCAGUUUUUUUAGCAGC